UGGCAGUUUUCAUGCGACGAGUAUCAACGAGGAUUCGGCAGCACGCGUGAAUUUUGGUUAAUGUUGUUUAUAACAAAGUAAAUGACAAUGUCUCUUUUCAACGUACGGCAAUUCUUUGGCACGUUAUAUCAGCGAUACAUGUUCUCAUUACCGGCAAUACACUUAUCUCGCACGCAAAAGAUUUUUAUUAUCUGCUUCACUAGCGGUUCAAUAUUACUGGGAGGACUGGCACAGUUUUUGAAGAGACGACGAAGACACCCUAUUCCACCUUCCAAAAGGCAUUACAGAGACUACAAAACAAGAUUAGGAAAUAUUAAGAACGCUAAUUUUGAUGUAUUGUCACAAGCAUCUUGGGCGAGAAGAAGUGAAGCCAGCACUAGAAGUCAUAUUAGUGAUCGUGCAUCACUCAUUUCCUCUGUGCCAGGUGGUCCAGACAAUAAUGAAAAACUUACUCCGCAACAAUACGGUGUUCUUGGACUCGAGGCGUUGGAGAAGGCUCUUUAUUGCUGGGAAGACGCGCUCACCGCGUUCAGCUCGACUCUUGGCAACGACACCCUGGCUCUGCCGUCGAAAGCCGACGCAGCGUUCACCCACGAUGUGCAGGAGCUGCUCGACAUGGGCUACCAGAUCCAAAGCCACGCGGAAUUGCUUUUCCUCGAUCAACACUCCGUUUUAUUCCGCAACGACAGCGAGGAGAGCCUCGACAAACCUUCAAACUUUGGUACACGGCUAUUUGGUUUCAGGGAUAAAGCUGACGCCGCAUCAUCGCCCGAAUCGUUCGAAUCUGCACGUGACGGGGUUGCAGAUUUGCGUGAAUUCGAAGAAUUUUCAGAAUUAUUUCCACAUUUUGAAAAGCAAAAGCUUUAUCAUACUGCUCUUAAACAGUACGAGGAUAAAGGCAUUCCUUGCAGGAGACUACACACGGAACUCGUAAAGUGCGGAUCAGACGUGGAAUAUUUAGCGAAAGUGUACUGCCUGCGUCAAGCCUAUACGAAAUUAUUUAAUUUACCUACGGCAACGACAUAUAUAGUUGACGUAGGUCGUCAAGUCAUUAGCGAUUUAAUUAUGUACGCGGAUAGGGAUCCUAAGGAUUACUUAAUGUAUUAUGAGCGUAUGAUGGAGUUCCUACAAGAGUCACGCAAUCAUAGCAUCAUGGAGGAGGAAUUGACCGCCCGAGGUGUCAAGUGCAUGAACUUUUACGACGUGCUUAUUGAUUUCAUACUCUUAGACGCCUUCGAAGACGUGGAAAAACCACCGUCGUCCGUCAGAGCUAUAAUUCAAAAUAGAUGGGUGUCCGCCAGUUUCAGAGAAACUGCGAUUACCUUCGCUCUGGUCAGUCCUGGCAGGCAAACGAAAGAUGCUGAAAUACGAUCAAGGCUUCUUGGCGCACUUCUACUCCAUCUCCGAACAAAUCUCGCCGAUGUACGGUACACCACAGUCGAUGACCUUGCCGUGGAUAUUCUCAGGGAAAUGAAACUAAGAGUCGAUAAUAUAAAUCAAAGGCUGUCGUUAGAAGGUUGCUAGCCAAAUUAAAUAUGUUUAGGCAACAAUUUCAAUACAAUAUGUUGAAUGCGCUUAAUAUUAUAAAUUACAUUGCAUAUAUACUGCGUUCAAUCUAUGUUGUAAAAUAAAAUGUUAAUAUUAAUAUUAAUGAAAUUAAGGCAUAUCUGAUAAGUUUAUAAAAGAUGCAGUACAUCAUUGCACGUUUUAAUUUUCAUUACCGCGCCCAUAAUGAGUAAUUGUAGUAAGCAGUCUGUGAAAUUAUCUUACGAAAUAGUACCACAGAGUAACACUGCGCAUCCUUCCUGUUACCGCCAAUUAGAAUCACGCAUAUAUCAAGUUUUACCUAACAUUUGAAUAUAUCAAAGUUAUAUCAAUUUCGAAGAAAACAUUAACAGACUCUAAUGUCCAGUUCUAUGAAUACAGAAAAUAUAAAAAAAAAUUAAUGGAAACAUUCACGAUAGAUUUUACAUAAAUGGAUGUCAAAUUUAUAGGCACUGGACUUUAUAAAAUUUGGGAGAUUAAUACAUUACGCACACUUACAAUUAAACGCAUGAUUUUAUUUAUUUUGACAAAACAAAUAA
Mycetomoellerius zeteki is the source of this 2084-nucleotide messenger RNA. RefSeq names its product mitoguardin (gene Miga). The record is from RefSeq and is a predicted model, not a curated record. Gene Ontology annotation, biological process: mitochondrial fusion. NCBI's taxonomy places the organism in Eukaryota, Metazoa, Arthropoda, Insecta, Hymenoptera, Formicidae. The transcript has 10 exons. Bases 82 to 1524 code for a protein of 480 amino acids.